Messenger RNA from Trematosphaeria pertusa, 1221 nucleotides. RefSeq lists its product as uncharacterized. Gene Ontology annotation, molecular function: DNA-binding transcription factor activity, RNA polymerase II-specific; zinc ion binding. Lineage: Eukaryota; Fungi; Ascomycota; Dothideomycetes; Pleosporales; Trematosphaeriaceae. Gene Ontology annotation, biological process: regulation of DNA-templated transcription. The record is from RefSeq and is a predicted model, not a curated record. The transcript is spliced from 3 exons. The coding region runs from base 1 to 1221 and encodes 406 amino acids.
AUGCCGCCAGGCCGAACGCGCCAUUCGAAUCCACAGGGUCGCCAGAAGUCGUGCUCUGAAUGUGCGAAGGCGAAGAGAAGAUGCGACCUCCAGCAACCGAACUGCCUUCGAUGCACCAGGCAGAAGCUGCGGUGCACUUAUCCGCCUCCGCCUCAGGCUUCUGUCCCCGCUAUGGCCGACUCCGAAGCAGACACCCCUGUUGCGAAUGCACCGGUUGGCAAUGUUGAUGUCGCGAUGCCGUUUGAUGUCGAUGUCUCCGAUAUUCCGUCAGCACUGGAUGCGGGACUGGACUUCGACUUCUCCGCGGCGCUCAAUUCAUUCGGGACACUCGCUGGCAUGCUCCGCAACGAUGGAAUGGCACUAUCCAGGCCCAAUUCUGUCACAGCCAAAGAGUUUCCUACAAAUAUCCUUGCCCCGCUUUCUGCAUCAAGAGUGGAGUAUUCCAUCGAGCAGCUGAAGCUCAUGCCCCGGAUGAUGGUCGAGGAGAAUGCUACGCAUUGGAGCCAUCCGAGGCUGUAUGAGGAUUACAUGCCACGGCCUCUUCAAGUAGAUGUGUACGCCGCCUGCGCGCUAUACAUUGCACGGAAUGACACGAAUGCUACUUUCGUGGCACGCCAUAUUAUCGACCGGGCUCAAAACCUCAUCGCUCAGCCAUGCCAGACCGCACCAAUCGAAAUGCUCGCACGAGCACACGCACUCUUGCUGUACAAUACCAUGCUCGUAUGCAGCGACGAUCUACGCUACUACCAUGCCGAGAAUUUGAGCCCUUAUCUUGAAGCAGUUGGGGCUGACCUGCACGAACUCCUCAUCCAUGAAACGGAACAAAUCGGUACUCUUCCACUAUAUCCAAGCAAUGCCGCUCGCGAUGCCUGGACUUCCUUCAUCUUCCGUGAAUCCUGUCGUCGCACACUUCUUGCUGUCUUUCAAACUGUUGCUAUAUUCAAUCUCAUUCGCGGACGCUUUACCACUUGCAGACAUGAGAUUGCCGCUGGAAACCGUUUGACGGUCUCCACUGAGUUGUGGGCUGCCAUGUCACCACUCGAGUUCGCCAUCGCUUGGAAUGAGAAGAAACACUACUUGGUCAAGGGGCUCGACUUCGGCGAAGUGCUCCAACAAGCGAACGCGGAUGACGUGGACGCGUUUGCACGGAUGGUGAUGGUUGGGCUCAUGGGCAUCGAUGACAUGAGAGGAUGGUUGCUUACAAGAGGGGGCAAACUAUAA